Knipowitschia caucasica is the source of this 576-nucleotide messenger RNA. The record is from the annotation of a GenBank genome assembly. Lineage: Eukaryota; Metazoa; Chordata; Actinopteri; Gobiiformes; Gobiidae.
AUGACUGAGGGGGCGCGGCCUGUAGCAGUGGAGGCAGAGGAGGCAGAGGAGGCAGAGGAGGAAGAGGAGGCAGAGGAGGCAGAGGAGGCAGAGGAGGCAGAGGAGGCAGUGGAGGCAGAGGAGGCAGAGGAGGAAGAGGAGGCAGAGGAGGCAGAGGAGGCAGAGGAGGCAGAGGAAGAAGAGGAAGCAGUAGAGGCAGAGGAGGAAGAGGAGGCAGAGGAGACAGAGGAGGCAGAGGAGGAAGAGGAGGCAGAGGAGGCAGAGGAGACAGAGGAGGCAGAGGAGGAAGAGGAGGCAGAGGAGGAAGAGGAGGCAGAGGAGGCAGAGGAGGCAGAAGAGACAGAGGAGGCAGAGGAGGCAGAGGAGGCAGAGGAAGAAGAGGAGGAAGAAGAGGCAGUGGAGGCAGAGGAGGCAGAGGAGACAGAGGAGACAGAGGAGGCAGUGGAGGCAGAGGAAGAAGAGGAAGCAGUAGAGGCAGAGGAGGAAGAGGAGGCAGAGGAGGAAGAGGAGGCAGAGGAGGAAGAGGAGGCAGAGGCGGCGGAGGAGACAGAGGAGGCAGAGGAGACAGAGAGCUGA